Molecule: messenger RNA, 1560 nt
Organism: Lodderomyces elongisporus
Lineage: Eukaryota; Fungi; Ascomycota; Pichiomycetes; Serinales; Debaryomycetaceae
Exons: 3
Coding region: 1-1560 (519 amino acids)
Source: RefSeq, a predicted model, not a curated record
AUGCCCUUUUUUAAUAAAUGUUUUCAAAACGUCUUUGCAAAGGAUUCCAAACCUUUUUACUUUUCCAAAAAACUUGGAUCUCAACUGCCUGUCCAAGAAUCUAUAAUUCCAGAAGAGGCCGAAAGGUUUCUCAUUGCUGAAGGUGUUAGACGCUCCACAAUUGCCGGUAAGAAAAGACCGUGCAAAAGAGGUGAUGUUUGCAAAGUGUCCUUGCUGUUCCAGGGGUUCAGGACAAAAUUCAAAUCGUUCAACCCAAAGAUGUUCCAAUGGAUGAAAUGGUUGCAGCAAGUAAACGACACCGAUUUUAUACAAUCGUUUGUUUCGAAGCAACAUUCUGUGGUUAGAAUUGGUGAGUCUGCAUUUACAUCUGCUGAUAAAAAGUAUCUCAUCUACAGAGUUUCAAAGGAACACUUUGAAGAAAUUGAAAGUGAAGUUGCAAAUUCAACUACUCUCUGGGAAGAAGAUUUAGUUUUGCCUCCAUAUCUUCAUCUUUUUAGUAUGAAGGUCUAUGAUGAGGACAGGUACUAUACUAUAAGCCCUGUUCUUGACAACAAGGCUGAUAGGGAGUACCCUUCGGAACAAGACACAAACAGCGCUAACUACACAAACAGCGCUAAUUACACAAACAACACUAGUUACACAAACAACACCAAUUACACAAACAACACAAACAACACAAACAACGCUAACAACGCUAACAACACCAACAACACCAACAACACAAACAACGCUAACAACACCAACAACACCAACAACGCUAACAACACCAACAACGCUAACAACACCAACAACACCAACAACACCAACAACACCAACAACACCAACACCAACAACACCAACAACAACACCAACAACACCAACACCAACAACACCAACAACACCAACAACACCAACAACACCAACAACAACAACAACAACAACAACAACAACAACAACAACAACAACACCAACAACACCCACAACACCAACAACACCAAUGAUGCUAACUACAUAAGUGAUUUCAUUUCUACACGAAACACUUGCUAUAUCAAUGAAGCUUUGUCUACUGCGCAUUGUUCCCGCACGUCGUGGCAACACAUAUACUGUAUUGACCAAGAUAGUAUAAUGGGCACUAUCGGAAUUCCAAUGCUUGCCGAGGAGAGGGAGAAUCUACUCUUAAAGCUUUCACAACAAACAAAACAUCUUGAAUUGUCUUUAAUGAGAAAAUUCGACCAAAAAUCCAAGUUUGGUUUGACGCCCACCACCGAAUUUAUAAGGGAGAGGGCAGGAUUAAGACUCUCUUCAGGUUUGGCAAAGAAAAGGUCAGAACACCUGAAGACUGCUGACUCACACAUUUAUUCUGAACUUGGCAGAUCCUGCGACAAAAUGGCGCCUUUUUCGUAUGAUCUUGUACGGGGGACGAAAAAUGUGGAGGACGCAUAUGCACUAGGGGUAUCAACAAGGCACAGCGGGAUCAUAGAAUCACAGGUUGAGUUGUAUAAGUCACCGUGCAAGUUGUUUCAGAUGGUGCAGAAGAAGAGCUUGCGGAAUCAGCUCUCGGGGUUUAAUUUUGCUACAUAA